AUGAUAGGAAAUAUAGUCACGUUGUUGGUUUCUUGGCUAUUAUUAACAUUGAUAGGUUUAUUGUACUUGGAAAUAGUCAAGUAUAAAUAAGAAAAGGAUGUUGAAAUAUUUAUUGGUUUCUUGAAUAAGUUUAUAGGAUAAAAUUAUUAUAAUUCCCAUUCAUUUGAUAGAUAAGUAACUAAUUAUUUUCUAAGUAGUUCAAUUCACUUCUUGUGUAACCUUAACAUGAUUAUUGCAUUCAAUCAGACUUAUAUAAAUAUUAUCAUCCAGAUGUAAUUAUGAACGACGUUUACACAUUUCGCGAGUAUUCAGGUCUUGUUAAGUAAGCUCUUUAGCAACACUAUUUCGAUGUAUUGCCAAAUGUAACACUUCACAAAAGAAACAAAGAGAGUAUUAAAAUUUUGAUAUUUAGUACCUUGUAAAUAUAAAUUGCCUUUGUAAUUAACACUGCCAUUCACUUAUUAUGAUUAAUUAGCAUUGUCCUUUAAAGUGGGACAGAGUACAUUAUUUUCCUAUACAGAAUAGGUUCUUUAUGUCUGUUCCAAAACUAUAACCAUCUCCCUCAAAGAUCCUCCUUAUCCCACAAAAAUCAAUUAAUGACCAAUCAACUCAAAUAUUUAAAUGAUAUCAAAAAUAAAGGCUUGGAUCAAGAUUGUUUAGUAUAAAUUUAAUUUAAUUUUAGACCAACGCCACUUUUCUACCUAAAACUUACAGACUCUUUGAUGAAUCUGAAUGCAAGUAAUUUUUCUCUUAUCUGAAUUCAACGGAGUAUCAAGAUAAAGUAAAAUUAGAAGGCCCUUAAUUUAUUGUAAAGAUGGGAUUAGAAGUUCAUAGAGGAAGAGGAAUAACAAUGAUGUUUCCUUAAGAAACUGAGGAGUUGAAGGACAAAUUUCAGAAUGGUUACGUUUGUGGAUAAAUUAAAACCUAUAGAGUCGCAUAAUAAUAUAUAGGAAAUCCUGUGUUAUUUAAGGGACAUAAAAUAGAGUUUAGAGUUUAUUGGAUUAUAGCAUCCACAAACCCCUUGAUUGCCUAUGCAUAUGAUAAAACACUUAUAAGAAGAUGUAUUCAUCCAUAUGAUAAAUUCUCAACAAUCAAAGGAGUUCAUGUUUGUAACACAGCAAUUGUUAAGAAGACUUUGUAAUCGAUGUUAAAUGAAACUCAAGAAUAGGGUUAGGAUGAGGAUGAUGAUGAUGACAAUAAUGAGCUUACUAAUAUGAAUAACAAAAAAACUGAGAAUAUCAAUGCGAAUAGCACAGUUAACAAAUCCAUUUCUGAUCAAGAAGAUCUCUAUAUAGAUUGGAAACUUGAUUACCUACAAGAACUAUUGUUGAAUCAGAGUAAAAUCAAAAAUAAAAGAUGGUUAAAAUAAGAACUGUUACCUUAGAUUGAUAGAAUGAUUAUUCAUGCAAUCAGAAGCACACAAUAGACUUUUGCGAAAGAUAGCAAAUUAGGGGAGUUCUUUGCUGCUGACUUCAUAAUGACAGAUGAUCUUAAACUCUACAUAAUGGAGAUCAAUUACAACCCAUAGACUCUCAAGACUACUGAGGCAAGACUGAAACAACAUACAAAAAUGGUCUAAGACAUGGUUGAAAUAUCCAAUGCCUAUUUGAGAAGUAGAUAUAUAAGAUUUAGAAAGAUCAUUGAUAGGGUGGUAGAGAAAUUAUCUAAAGGGAAAUCAAGACUACAAGAUUUAGUAAAUCCGAAAAUGGGCUAGGAGAUUCAUUAAGCGUAUUAUAGCAGGUUGGAACCAAACAUCAAGAUUAGUUCAACAAAUCUCUUUAGGUUGAUUAUGGAUGAUGGGUUACAAGGGACAUCUAAAUACAAAGACCUUAUAUAAGAAAAAUGUCUGAAAUGAUUUUUAAGUUAUACAUUUUUAUUUGCAUUAGACGAG
Molecule: messenger RNA, 1891 nt
Organism: Paramecium octaurelia
Lineage: Eukaryota; Ciliophora; Oligohymenophorea; Peniculida; Parameciidae
Source: the annotation of a GenBank genome assembly